UGUUGAGUUGAACCAACGGUCUGCUAAUUUACUGGUUCGAUCGCUUUGCGCGUUACCCAAUACUGCCCAUAUGGUUGCCAGCCUUUUCCUGUGUCGAGCGGGUGUUGCGAGAUAUAUAUACCUCGUUCUUGGUGUUGUUCUGGUUUUAUGGUCGUCAAUCCUUGCACUCGUGUCUCCGCAACUCAGGACGUUACCACCCUUCAUCCAUUCUCCUCGCGUGCCUUGGAAAGAAGAAGGUCAUAGCGAGGUUUCGUGUUCUGCGAAGAACUUUACAGUGUCAUUCUCCCCCUCAUCGACGCAGCUGGGUAUCGCUUCUGAGGUGUAUCUCAUAUCUCUACCCUGGCGACAAGACCGGCGACAGCAGAUGAAACAUUUGCAAGCAUCCAAAGAAAUCAAUUGGACGGUUGUUGAUGCACUGGACCCUUCGGAUAUUGCUAUCGGUCACAUUUUCGAGCGGAUUGUUUCUCAACGUUCGCUGCAGCCCUCCAAAGGACACCGGGACGACUUGGGAUCAGUUUUCCGCUGGCCCGCUGAUAUCAACGCCAUUGCUGCUUCCACAGAGUACUUUGGAGCUUCCGGUUCCGAUCUCUGGACUUCUACGGACACUCAAGAUAGCAGACAUACCACCUCGUCCUCUCUUGGUGUUUCGUCGCAUCCAAAUAUCACGUGCGCAACUCAAGAUCACUCUGUAUCGUCUUUUAAACCUAGCCUCCCGGACUGGAUGAUCCUCACUGCGCCAAAGAUCUCAUGCUGGUAUUCUCAUGUCUCUGCUGUUCGAAAAUUCAUUGAUAGAGUGAAUGCCGCUCCCGAGGAUGUCGCUAUUUUCUUGGAAGACGAUAUCGAUAUGGAAAAAGACAUCGAGAUAAGAAUGCGUCACGUCUGGCCCUCUCUCCCACAUGGCUGGGACAUGGUUUUUCUGGGUCACUGCUGGUCAAAUGAAUCCUUCUACCCCGCACUUCCGUCGCCUCGGGCCAUAUCUCCAUUAUAUGACCCGCUAACACGGUCACACAUACACCCAUCUUACUCUCCGCGUUGCACUCAUGCUUACGCACUUUCCCUGUCCGGUGCUCGGCGUCUUCUGCAGCAUCUUCGCUACCCGCCAUUCGCGUAUUCCCGAGCUCUUGAUCAAGCUUUCAGUUGGCUUAUCGAAAGUGGCCGAUUACGUGCUUUCAGCGUCGUUCCGAGCGUCGUCAUCCAACGUAAGGUCCUCUCGAGCGACAUAUUUCCCGGAUCCGGUGUGGGGAGUGCGUGGAGAGAGCAUCUAGUGGACGGCGUGUUCGGAACAUAGAACAAGCCCCAGUCUGUCGUUCUUUUUUUGUUCUUGUUGAUCUGUCCUUUGUAUCGCAAGUCGUUUGUAUCGAUCUGAUUUCGGCGCCUCACUUCAGUCGUGUUUGCUAUCUUUUAGCCUGCUGGAGCUAACCUACAG
Molecule: messenger RNA, 1426 nt
Organism: Suillus subaureus
Lineage: Eukaryota; Fungi; Basidiomycota; Agaricomycetes; Boletales; Suillaceae
Exons: 2
Coding region: 71-1288 (405 amino acids)
Source: RefSeq, a predicted model, not a curated record